UCAAUAUUUUUGAAUUUAAUUUUGAAAUCAAUGAUAAGUUUGUUACAUAGCAAAUCCUCCAUCAGUCCUUCCUCUAUAUUAUCAUUCCUAGAACACUCCCGCUGCUUCCUACUGAAACAAUGGCGGCCGCCGGUGACGUCGAUGAAGAAUUUAUUAUUCCGCCGGAAAGAACGUUUUCCCUUCCUUACUUCAUGAGAAAGGUUUUCGCGGUGGAUGAACCCAACGCAGGCAAUGACUGGAACAAAGUCUUAAUCAUAGCCAUUCAUUCCAUCAUGUUAGAGUUGGGAUUCGUUCUUUCUCCGCUGCAUUCUUCUUCUUCUGCACCCGUGAAGGGCAAUAAGCAGAUCUACAACCGGUUUCGCCUCCCCCAUGGAUGGGCUUCGGUUUUCCCAGAAACAUGCCUACAUUAUACCCUUCCCUCGAUGCCGUUCACGUUCUAUUCCCGCUCCGGCUUCGCCACCGUACCCACUGUCGUUUUGAAGUUUCAGGUCAUCGGGAAAUUCGUCAUCGUAUACGGAUCUCCGGCGACGAAUGGAUCGGAGGAGGUGUAUAGGCUAUGCCUGGACGCCAGCCGAUUCGUGCCGCCCAUCAAUUUUACUUGGGCCAGUUCUGGGACCGCCGAUGAUUCCCAGAAGAGGAGAAAGGAAGAAGAAGAUAAGUACGUGAAUACUUACCCGGAGAACGAGAUAUACGAGUUGCGGAGGAUUGUGAAGGAUAAAAUUGGAUUGCCUCUGAAAACUAUACUUUGCGAGAAGAGAGGAUUGAAGGCUCCGACGAGUUUCAUGGCACUGCCGUAUCAUCUUAAGCCGGAGAUAUUGAAGUCGCUCUCCGACGCCGACAAGGCGAAGGUGUCUUGUGUUUGUUGGGAACUGCGGCGACUGGUUAUGGAGGAGAAAAAUGGGCACGACCUGGUUGGGACGAGCAGUUGCCCAAUUGGGAACAGAAGGGCCAGUGCUGAUGAAGCCGGGAAAGGGCAGAGGCGACCGCCGGGGUGGACUGUUUGUUAUUCCUAUUCCAAAUUCCGAUGCCUAAUUAGAAUUAGAUGAAUUUUGUUGCAUUUAUUUUAAUUCUGAAAGUGAUGGAUAUGUCUAUUUUUUAAUAAACUGAUUACAAUUCCUAACGUUUAUUUUAGAUGAGUUUUUUUUUUUUCUUCCCCCUUUCGACACGAGAAUAUUAGUAUAUACAAAGUUCAAAUUGGCC
This is a messenger RNA of Malania oleifera, 1200 nucleotides long. RefSeq names its product putative F-box protein At1g23770. NCBI's taxonomy places the organism in Eukaryota, Viridiplantae, Streptophyta, Magnoliopsida, Santalales, Ximeniaceae. The transcript has a single exon. Bases 120 to 1046 code for a protein of 308 amino acids. Gene Ontology annotation, molecular function: protein binding. The record is from RefSeq and is a predicted model, not a curated record.